AUGGCAAAUAAACAGCUAAAAAUGUUAUUCGUGCCGCUGUUAGAGACGGGUCACGUGAACGCGUGCUUAAGUAUCGCAGAGCGGGUGAUAGCCGCCGGACACCGGGCGGUGUUUACGGUGAACGAUGUCUGGUCGGGUCGACUCACGCACUACGGUAUCGAAGAGGUAGGGAUGACCGCAACUGCGCUGUCAUCCUAUCGGUCGCUCGAUAAGGAAGAGUCGGCCCGACAGGUGCUUUCUUCGGGUCGGUUUAGCGACGAGUCGCCGCUCCGGAAGGCGCGCCAGUGGGCACUCAUCGCCCGGUUUUUCACAAAACACGCCCAGUAUAUGGACGAACAGCUGCGGCGACUGUUGCCCGCCAUACGGCCCGAUGUUAUCGUUUUGGAUCAGUUCAGUUUCGCGGUGCCGGCCAUAGAGUUGUCUGGCGUAACGUGUGUUUGGUGUUGGAGUGCCGAUCCUCUGUUGAUGGUUGACGAUGAGAGGGCACCGCCACCGGAAUCAGGACUGUCCGCUACGGGAGACCAGAGCUUAUGGCAAGAGUUUCGUCAACUGCGUCGAGACGUGACGAGCGACGGAUGGAAAGCGUUCAACUCGUGGGUAGUCGGCCGCGGCUGCGAACCACUGCCCGACCACUGUUUCCAUAACCCGCGGCGUUAUCUCAAUCUAUACGGCAUUCCCCAGGAGUUAGACUAUCAGGUCAUCCGUCCGUUAGGACGCAAUUAUGUCCGGUUUGAUAACCUUAUGCGUCGACCCGAACGGCACCUGACAUUCGCAGUGCCGCCAGCGUUGGCCGCAAAGCCCGGAGCGUUGGUGUACUUCUCGCUCGGCUCGAUGUGUGCGAUAGACGUGCAAAACAUGCGCCGAUUGGUCGCCAUUUUGGCCAAAUCCCGGCACCGGUUUAUCGUAUCGAUGGGUCCGAUGCAUACGGAGUACACUCUGGCCGACAAUAUGUGGGGCGCGGAGUUUGUGCCGCAGCUCCAGAUGUUGCCACUCGUGGAUGCGGUGCUAACACACGGCGGACCCAAUACUGUCAACGAGUGUCUAUACUUCGGUCGACCGAUGAUUGUUUUGCCCGUUUGUGGCGAUCAAUACGAUUACGCGCAGAGACUGCAGGACAAGGGCUUUGGUCUACGACUGGACGCCCACCGGUGCGAAGAGGGGGAGCUGUUGUCGGCCAUCGAGACUGUGCUCAACGAUAGGCCAAUGGCUGACCGCUUGGCCGAAGUCUCCCAAAGAAUACAAACCGAUAAUAGUUUGGCAAAAGUGCCGCAAAUUAUUGAAGAUUUUGUUCAAAAUCCGCGCAAAUAUAUUGAUUAA
This is a messenger RNA of Medioppia subpectinata, 1317 nucleotides long. NCBI's taxonomy places the organism in Eukaryota, Metazoa, Arthropoda, Arachnida, Sarcoptiformes, Oppiidae. The record is from the annotation of a GenBank genome assembly.